This is a messenger RNA of Aspergillus nidulans FGSC A4, 5466 nucleotides long. RefSeq names its product phospholipase D (gene pld3). The record is from RefSeq and is a predicted model, not a curated record. Gene Ontology annotation, molecular function: catalytic activity; D-type glycerophospholipase activity; phosphatidylinositol binding. Gene Ontology annotation, biological process: lipid metabolic process. The coding region runs from base 1 to 5466 and encodes 1821 amino acids. The transcript has a single exon. Lineage: Eukaryota; Fungi; Ascomycota; Eurotiomycetes; Eurotiales; Aspergillaceae.
AUGGCCGAUUCUCCGGCCAACGCCCCAGAGGUGAAGGAUAGUGAGCAUACUUCAGAACGAUUCUAUACGAAACGGCCUCAGCCUCUACCGAUAACCCAAACUCCGAAACUGUCCUCCCCCUUUCCAUCGCCCACUGGAAGCAAGCACGCUACUGAGGAGCAGGCGAGCAAUGGCGGACAUAUACGCGAUGAAGAAAACUCGUACAACAGUAAGGGGAAACUUCGUGCCGGGUUUAUCAGCGGGACGUCCGAGUCAUGGGAUACAGAGAACCACGCUACGUUAAGCGUUCGACGACCGAAUGAGUCGGUAGAGAGCACCAACAGACAAAGUCUUAAUCAGCAGAAAACACCAAAUUCAGUCCCGGCUUCCAUUGCAUCACCUCCUCGUGCAAGCGUGCAAUUUUCCAGACAGGGUUCUGAGAUAGAACCUCCUGUCGAGACUUCUCAGUCCCGCCCCCCCUCCGUCGCAGGCGACGACAACGAUCCAGCGAGAAGGCAGUCGCUCUUCACAAAGUUGAAAGCACUUGCAACUGCUCCUCCCUUUUCAUCCCACACUCGCUCAGUCAGUAAUGCAACUAUUCCAGACGCCAGGUUUGCCAGCAAUGGUCCGUCCACCCCGGCCUCCGAGAGGGGAGAAUUUAGGUUCCCGAACACACUUGAAGAGGAAGGAAGUGAUAUAGAUGCGGAUGCAGAGGAGAGUGCGGGUGAACAGCGUCCUCGUGAGCCCCGGAAAAAACGACGAUUCCGCCGAGGACAAGAAAAUGAUUCCGCCCCGCAAACGGAGCCGAAUACACCAAAAACGAGCUGCCCGUCAUUCCAUUUGUAUGGCUCGUUUGCUCCGUUUGACAAUUACCGGCCUAGUUUUCUCCAGCGGAGAGAAAGCGCGAAUGAUAUACAUCAACAGCGCGAGGGCGUGUCGGAAGACGAGGGCCGUGAUCGCCUAAGCAGGGAUGCUGCAUGGCGACGGCGAAGCGCCUGGCUCAUUAAUUCACGUGGUCUGACUUACGGUGGUCGACAGUCAGAUAACCAAGCAAACCAAGAAGACAAACGACCCAGCAACCUCCGCCGCUUAACUGGUAUAGGGGGACCCUCAGAGGGCGGGGAAGGGCUGCCUGCGCCCUGGAGGCGUCACCGGGCUGAUCGUGGCUCUAGUCUGAGCGCCCAAAAAUGGAAACAAAUCAAGGCUGGGUUGAAGCUCAUCGGACAGCGACGCAAACCCGACAGCACCGUUGACCAUGCCAAAUCCGCGGAAUUACUGGCAGAACUGGCGUCCGGUAUUCCAGCGGCCUUACUUCUAGCUAGCAUGUUUCAAAGGGACGAGCAUGGAAGCAAGCGGAUUCCUAUCCUUCUUGAGCAACUCAAGGUUCGAGUUACGGACAGCAAAAUGGACUCACACUCCGGAGAUCGUCAUCUCGUCUUUCGCAUCGAGCUAGAGUAUGGAAGUGGCAUGACCCGGAUGAAAUGGAUUAUACAUAGAACGUUACGUGACUUCGCCAAUCUCCAUCUGAAAUACAAACUUCAUUUUGGAACACAGAAGUACAUCCAAUUGCGGACCCCUGAGAGCGGUCAAAAUCUUCCGCGCUUUCCCAGGAGUGCGUUCCCAUAUUUGCGAGGUGUUCGUGGAUUGGAGAGCGAGGGAGAAGACGAGGAGGAUGAGGCUGGGUAUGAAACAGCAGCCGAUGCGACUAGUGGCAAUGAAAGGGCUGGGAGAAGGCAGCUACCAGCUUAUGGGCGGCGGCGGUCUUCUGUCGGUAUCACUCGAAGAUUGUCCAGUUUGACGGGUGCCGAGGGAGAGACCGGUGCAGGGACUGCUGGGGAGGGCGGUCCGCCCACCAAGAGGGAUACCUACCCGGAGAGGCAGCGGAAGAAGUUGGAAGCAUACCUCCAGAAAUUGAUUCGAUUCUUGAUCUUCAAGCCUGAUAGUAACCGUUUGUGCAAGUUCCUGGAGCUCUCUGCGCUAGGCGUCCGCCUUGCAGCUGAGGGCAGCUAUCACGGCAAAGAAGGGUACUUGAUGAUUCAAUCUUCAAAAGGACUUGACUUUCGAAGAGCCUUUAACCCCGGGAUGAUGAAACGACGACAUUCGCCCAAAUGGUUCCUUGUCAGACACAGCUAUGUUGUCUGCGUCGACUCACCCGAAGAGAUGAAUAUUUACGAUGUGUUCUUGGUUGAUCCAUUCUUCAAACUUCAAACUCAAAAGGUCAGCUUGCGGCAUCAGAAAGCGAAGGAACUCGCGAAGUCUGCUACAGAAUCAGCGCGGCAUCCACAGCACCAUACGCUAAGACUUGAGAAUUCUGAGCGGAAACUUAGGCUGCUGGCUAGAAAUGAGCGUCAGCUUCACCAAUUUGAAGAUUCUAUUCGAUUUAUGGUUAGCAAUACCCCGUGGUCAAAACCAAACCGUUUCGAUAGCUUCGCUCCAGUCCGCCAGCACUGUUUCGCUCAGUGGUUAGUGGAUGGACGUGAUCAUAUGUGGGUCGUAUCCAGAGCGAUAAACCAGGCCAAGGAUGUGAUAUAUAUACAUGACUGGUGGCUGAGCCCUGAGUUGUAUAUGCGGCGACCAGCGGCGAUCAGCCAGAAAUGGCGACUUGAUCGUCUUCUUCAGCGCAAGGCCCGUGAGGGUGUGAAGGUUUUCGUCAUCAUGUACCGCAACAUCAACUCAGCCAUUCCAAUAGACUCGGAAUAUUCCAAGUUCUCUCUGCUUGACUUGCACCCAAACAUAUUCGUUCAACGAUCUCCUAAUCAAUUUCGACAAAAUACAUUCUUCUGGGCACACCACGAGAAACUCUGCAUCAUUGACCAUACCUUGGCUUUCGUUGGUGGGAUUGAUUUGUGCUUCGGGCGAUGGGACACACCGCAGCAUCUUCUGACUGACGACAAACCAACCGGAUUCGAAACUCCCGGCGGCCCAAAAGAUACAGAUAACUGCCAACUCUGGCCAGGGAAGGACUAUUCCAAUCCGCGAAUACAAGACUUCUACGACUUGGAUAAGCCAUACGAGGAGAUGUACGACCGCAAUGUUGUCCCAAGGAUGCCUUGGCAUGAUAUCUCCAUGCAUGUAGUUGGCCAACCAGCUAGAGAUCUUACUCGUCAUUUUGUCCAGCGCUGGAAUUAUAUCCUGCGACAACGGAAGCCGACACGCCCGACGCCUUUCCUACUACCGCCACCGGAUUUUGAGCCAGCGGAUUUAGAAGCUCUCGGUCUCGAUGGAACAUGUGAGGUCCAGAUAUUGCGCUCGAGCAGUGUAUGGUCUACUGGCACGCCAGAGGUCACUGAACACAGUAUUAUGAACGCAUAUGUAAAGCUGAUCGAAGAGUCUGAACACUUUGUUUACAUUGAGAACCAGUUUUUUGUCAGCACUUGCGAGAUCGAUGGUCGAAAAAUUGAGAACUUGAUUGGCGACGCAUUAGUGGAGCGGAUAACCAGAGCAGCAAAGAACAAGGAGGCAUGGCGUGCUGUCAUUAUUAUUCCGCUAAUACCGGGGUUUCAGAACACCGUCGAUAGCGAAGGUGGAACGAGUGUUCGCCUAAUCAUGAUGUGCCAAUACCGCAGUAUUUGCCGCGGUGAGACGUCAAUAUUUGGGCGGUUGCGGGCCCUGGGUAUUGAUCCCGAGGAUUACAUUCAAUUCUUCAGUCUUCGGUCCUGGGGUAAGAUCGGUCCUCAGAAACAGCUUGUUACUGAGCAACUCUACAUUCACGCAAAAUGUAUGAUCGUGGAUGACCGGGCAGCAAUAAUUGGAUCAGCCAAUAUCAAUGAGAGAUCUAUGCUAGGGUCGCGAGACUCAGAGGUCGCAUCAGUAGUGCGCGAUACGGAUAUGAUCUGGUCUACCAUGAAUGGCCGGCCUUACCUCGUCGGAAGAUUCCCACACACGCUUCGCAUGCGCCUGAUGAGGGAGCACCUUGGAAUUGAUGUCGACGAAUUAAUGGAGCACUCUUUAGCUACAGAGGAAGAACUGCGAAAGAUUCAGAUCGACGAAGAGGAAGCCAAGCCGUCUCGAACCGCUCAUGUCGACUCUGAGUCCUUAAUGCUAGAGAAACAAGAUGAAAGGGAAAUGAUUGAACGUCGUCAUCGCAUACAGGAUGAGUUCUUAUCACGGUCCGAAGACCUACACAGUUUCAAUCACGACGUCGAUUGGGAACAGGGCAACAAUCCAAACCUCAAAUCCAAUAGAAAACUCACUGCUGAUGCAAGAGUAACCUCCAACCAGGAACAUAAAAAGGAUGUGGACGGGUUCGGUGCCGACAAUUUCCAAGUUGCCGAGCAGCAUGGGUUAGGUAAUUCUCGUGAUUCGGAAAUUCUUGAUAACAGAUGCGAAGUGCUCGUUUCCCCUGUUGCUAGCGAGGGCAAGGGCACAGUCUUGCAGCCGAAAGCAGCCUCAAGGAAGAACUCACAGCCAAAUACUAGCUUGGACAGUCAAGAGCCCAAGACCACAUCUUCUGCUCUAACCUCUGAAGAUGGAGAAGCCUCCCAGCUUGUGGAAGGAAUGCCGAUAGCCCAUAACCCAUCCCUAGCUCUUUCACAAGACGGCAGCUUACUCUCAGCUAUCACUAGAGACAAAAUAGACGCUCCCACGCUCGCGAUCCCUGGUGGGCAGGAGUUGAAACACAUUUUUGUCGACAAAGAUUGCAUGAGGGAUCCUGUCGUGGACGUAUUCUACCUGGACACUUGGCUUGCUGUGGCCGAAAAGAAUACAAAGAUUUUCCGGAAUGUCUUUCGCUGCAUGCCUGACAGCGAAGUCCGAUCCUGGAAAGAGUACAAAGAGUACACUGCUUACGCAGAGCGGUUUUCCGAGAUGCAGAGCCAUCACACCGCGAAGGCGUUCGACCCACCUCAUCAACGACAGACAGGUCCUCCCGGCGCAGGCACUACAUGGGCCACGCAGCUCAAACCCAACAUCUCACUGCCUCUGCACCGUUCAGGAAGUCAUUGUAGCGAACGGAAAAAUCAGACGCCAAUAGACGAAAAGUCCGAACGACCAAAUUCGAACGGAAGACCACAGUCUGGGCAGGCCAACCAGGAAACAUCCCAAGAACUCAGUUUGCCGGCGAACGAGAAGUCUUCUCUGAAACCGACCGACAUACCUGGAACUGGUUAUGAGCGCCAUUCGCGAUACGAGGAUGCCGUCUCUUCUGGGGAUGACCCCGAUAAGCAGCGUUCAGAAGCACCUCAAGUCGACUACUCUGAAGCUUUGAACCGGAACGCGACUAACCGCUCACGGCACCGCAGACGUAGAGCCACAACAUUGGGCUCAAAACGUGAUUUUACAACUGACGAGGUUAUGGACAAGCAGACAGCUGAGGACCUCCUCAACCAGGUCCAAGGCCACCUCAUCCUCUGGCCUUAUGAUUGGUACGUGGUCUAUCAUCAUUGUUCUAUUCAGAAGUGUACUUACGGAGAAUAUAGGCUCGAGAAGGAAGAACAGGGUGGAAACUGGCUUUACACCCUUGACCAAAUUUCUCCUCUGGAAAUAUAG